CAAAAAAACAAGAAGAAGGAAGUUAUCACAAUAUGGGUCAAGCUCUCAAUACCGCAAAAGGUAAAGGAGAGGUAGACGCGAAAGACUUGGAAGCUAUGGCUGAAAAUUGCUACCGCAAACGCUUAGAAGAAAAAAAUGACGAUCAAGAAUGGUCCUUUGGCGACUUCUACCGCAUUGUGGCUGAAGCAGUCGAGGAAAUUAACAGAAGACUCGGUGGCACUCAACUUAAGGUGCCAAGUGUUGAGAAACUACAACAAGCUUAUGAGAUACACAAUCUCGGGCAGGGGAAGAAGCUAUCGAAGGACGAGUUUCAGAAGCUUCUUCAAGAGGUUUUAAUCGGAGUUGGGUUCACCGGCGUCGGAGGAGUAAAGGAAUUUCUACUUUUCAUCUUCGGAGUUCCUGCGAUCGCCGUCUUCAUUAAGAACCGUAUAGCUCCGACGUCCGUUCCCAACGACUUGUUUAUCCCCGCCAUCACUUCCGCCACCGUCUUCCUCCUCGCCAAGCUCAAUAAGAUAUGAAGUCUCUACUAAUUGUUUGAUCCUUUCGAGCUUUGCUUUGUUUGCUAAAUUUGUAUUGGUGAUUUGAUUAUAUGUGUUUGAUACACGGAGAAGCUUAAAGUUUCACUCUUUGAGUUCAUUUACUAGAUUGAUGAAAAGGAAAAAAAAAUGAACUUAUGUUGUUCGACAGAAUGCCUCAACGAGUUUAACUCUGUUUUUUUCAGUGAUUUUAACUAACGAACUUAUUCGUCUAAAUUGGUCCAUAUUUUAAAAUAUGAAAUAAAUGUCUUUGUGCUAGAGGGAAGCAAGGAGAUGCUAAAUAUAGAGAAUUCGAGGGUCUUGCUUGUUUCUCUAAAUUUCAAGGCUUUCAUUGGUUUGAGGAUAUGAACGAGUCCUUUCUUUGAAUGACAAAAUUAGUUUCUAAAACUGAUAAGAAAAGAUG
Molecule: messenger RNA, 939 nt
Organism: Arabidopsis thaliana (thale cress)
Lineage: Eukaryota; Viridiplantae; Streptophyta; Magnoliopsida; Brassicales; Brassicaceae
Exons: 4
Coding region: 33-518 (161 amino acids)
Source: RefSeq, marked reviewed